Fusarium vanettenii 77-13-4 is the source of this 1062-nucleotide messenger RNA. RefSeq lists its product as uncharacterized. NCBI's taxonomy places the organism in Eukaryota, Fungi, Ascomycota, Sordariomycetes, Hypocreales, Nectriaceae. Bases 1 to 1062 code for a protein of 353 amino acids. The transcript has 3 exons. The record is from RefSeq and is a predicted model, not a curated record.
AUGUCUCAAGUCAACUUCCUCUUCGAGUACCCUUCCGUCGGUCGCGACGUAGUCUCUCAGUCUGCCCCCGGUGUCAACGGCCCAACUUACGGCCCUGACCCGGAAGUCCAUCCUUACGAGGACGACUCGGGUAGUGACAGUGAAGACUACGAAAGCGAAGCCGAUGAUGAGGAAGAGGAGGAGAAGCCUGAGGAGCCCGAGCUUGAUUGGCAUCCUCAUGCUAUCAACUUCCUCGCUCAAAUUCCUCCGGAUGACGCUGCCUGGUCUAGUUACCUCCCACGCAAUGGAGCUGUGAACUCUCUGUGCCACCGUCUCCGAAUCCCCUUUCUCUUCCCCGGCAUCAGGGGUAACAUGGACUGGGAGAGGUUCUUUGCAGAGUGCAAAUGGCAUCUCGCCCGGGCAUGCAACAACCCUCCCCUGGCGUCACUCUUCACUCUGGUCUUCAUUGCUGCGUGCCACAUCGCCGCGGCCGACGGCUUGCCCCGCGCGAUUUGCCUCAAUGGGAUGAGGGAGUGCGUCAGGCAGUGCGGAAUCUGGGAGUACGAGCUCACGGACCCCAUGAUUGACAGGCUCCGAGAAGGUGCCGUCAAGGGCAUCUGGAUCCUCAACGAGUACACCAGGACCGUUGGGGUUCGCGCUCACGAGAUCCCCCUGUUCACUUCUGACUGUCUGCAGCUGUUCCUGCGAUGUACUCCGGCGUGUAUAACCUAUGUCAAAGGUCGUAUCCCGUUUACAUACCGGCCAACCACGCCGCUGCAUUCCGAGUGCCUCGAGACCCCAUCCAUGGUGUACAGUAUGUUAGGAGGGCCUAAGUCGAAGUUUCAGUAUCAAGAAAUCUGCCAGAUCCUGCAACCCGAGGGAGUGCCGCUGCCUCUGUACAAGGACAUCUGUAUGGCCGAUGUCAUGGAGUAUGAUGAGGAUGAGAGUGAUGAGGAGGACAUGGAUGAUUAUGAUGGGCUUGUUUGUGAUUUCAAGUAUCAGUACGCGUGUUCGUGGCCGCAUCCGAUGGGCUUGUUCAGGAAAGACAGCUCCAAGGGUUUCAAGCCUCCGUUGUCUUUGUGA